UGUGACUGUAAGAGGCUUAGAACUAUUGUAGUAACUUUAGCAUGUUCCAGCUCAGUCCCAUGACUUGGAAGUUUGUAGUUUAAAAUUUAGUUGCCUAUAAACGUAUGCAGUCUAAUUAGAUAUGAAUAAAACGGCAGGUUAUCACAAGAAAAGGAGAACGGGAAUUUUGUUACAUAUUUUUGCAUUGGUGCUAUUUUUGUAUUGUUCGAUACAAGUAGUGUUCUUCGUCUCGAAGUCGUUUCAGCAUUCAAGCUCACACCGAAUACGCAGGGACACAGAGAAUGAGACGGACUGCGUAUCCCCACAAUCGUCCGAAUUUCCGGAAGGCUUUUUUACGCCCCAAGAGAGGAAGGAUGGAGGGAUCAUUAUUUAUUUUAUGAUUAUUUUCUAUAUGUUUCUGGCUAUUUCUAUCGUUUGUGAUGACUACUUUCUGCCAUCUCUUGAGAUCAUCAGUGAGCGACUGGGGCUUUCUCAAGAUGUAGCGGGGGCAACGUUUAUGGCAGCCGGCAGCUCUGCACCUGAAUUAGUUACAGCCUUUCUGGGUGUUUUUGUCACAAAGGGAGACAUUGGUGUCAGUACCAUUGUGGGAUCAGCAGUUUACAACCUCCUGGGUAUUUGUGCAUUCUGUGGACUCUUAACCUCUGUGGUGGCACGCCUCACCUGCUGGCCGCUGUUCAGAGACUGUUUGGCUUACGCGAUAAGCGUGGCAGCUGUAAUUGCAAUCAUCGCAGAUAACAAGGUGUACUGGUAUGAAGCGUCCUGCCUGCUGCUGGUGUACAGGGUGUAUAUAGUGGUGCUGUGCUUCGACAUCCGCAUCAGCGAGUACAUGAUGCGCAAGUUCAGCCCGUGCUGCACCUGUAUCGCCAAGAGCGCGGAGGAGCGAAUCGAGCAGCAGCCUCUGAUUGGCUGGCAGAGCGACACCAGCCUGCGCAUGCAGCGCAGAUCCAGGACCGACAGCGGCAUCUUCCAGGAUGACUCGGGAUACUCCAACCUGUCGCUCAGUCUGCACGGCCUGAACGAAAUCCCCGAGGAGCACAAGAGUGUUUUCCGCAUGCCUGACAAGGACGUGAAGCGCAUCCUGUGGGUGCUCUCCCUGCCCGCCAUCCUGCUGCUCUUCCUCACCAUCCCCGACUGCCGCAGGAGAUUCUGGAAGAAAUGGUACAUGCUCACCUUCCUCAUGUCCGCCGUCUGGAUCUCGGCCUUCACAUACGUGCUGGUGUGGAUGGUUACCGUGGUAGGAGAAACUCUGUCCAUUCCCGACACUGUGAUGGGCCUGACGCUGCUGGCAGCUGGGACCAGUAUCCCCGACACUGUGGCCAGUGUCAUUGUGGCUCGGGAAGGCAAAGCAGACAUGGCCAUGUCCAACAUCGUGGGCUCCAAUGUGUUCGACAUGCUCUGCCUUGGCCUGCCGUGGUUCAUCAAGACCGCGUUCGUGGACACCACUUCGCCAGUGGAGGUCAACAGCACUGGUCUGCUCUUCACCGCCGGCUCGCUGCUGCUCUCCAUCGUCAUCCUGUUUGUUAGCGUGCAUAUAAACGGGUGGAAACUGGACUGGAAGCUUGGAAUCGUCUCUCUGCUGUUCUACAUUCUUUUCGCCACCCUCUCCAUCUUGUAUGAACUGGGGAUCAUUGGGAACAAUCCCAUUCGGUUGUGCAAUGAUUAACCGAGUAUCCCAAAGCGGUUGAGCCACCUCAGGAAACACUGGACAUUUUGAAGAGGACACUCAAACUCAUUCCUUGUGCCUUAUCUCGCUUUUACGGAUGAGUCAGUCUGGGGAAGCUUAAACUGAUAAGUGUUUAUGGUUCGUCUUUAUACCAGGAGUGACAGGAAGGACAAACACAACAAAUAAAGUGGAAAAUCACAAAAGCCUUACUUUCACCAAUCAUUUGUUGGGGGGUACCAAGCCUGCAGUAAAGGAAAACUACCACUUCAAAUCUUUUAAAACUGUCGGUGGUGUGAUUGGUUAGUUCUACAAAGAG
Messenger RNA from Engraulis encrasicolus (European anchovy), 1979 nucleotides. It is a transcript of the gene slc24a5, whose product is annotated as solute carrier family 24 member 5. Bases 122 to 1663 code for a protein of 513 amino acids. Lineage: Eukaryota; Metazoa; Chordata; Actinopteri; Clupeiformes; Engraulidae. The record is from RefSeq and is a predicted model, not a curated record. Gene Ontology annotation, cellular component: membrane; trans-Golgi network. Gene Ontology annotation, molecular function: calcium, potassium:sodium antiporter activity; calcium channel activity. The transcript has 9 exons. Gene Ontology annotation, biological process: calcium ion transmembrane transport; intracellular calcium ion homeostasis; melanocyte differentiation.